AUGUCGAUUAAUUCAUUGAACGGUCUCAUGUCGAGCUACUCGCGGUUGUCCGAUCGUAGCUCGGGUACCGACGACGAGAAGGAAGAGCAUAUGCGUCUGCGGGAUGUCGAGACCGGUGAGAAACAGGUCCGACGGGAGGAGAAGAAGUCUGGUCGUUUCAUUGACGGUCGCACCGUAUCCGACGCCAUCAUCGGUCUCUCCGAUGGCAUGACAGUGCCCUUUGCCCUCACCGCAGGCCUGUCUGCUCUUGGAGAUACCAAGGUCGUUGUCUUCGGUGGUAUGGCCGAGCUCAUUGCAGGUGCCAUCUCCAUGGGCCUCGGUGGAUACCUUGGAGCCAAGAGUGAAGAAGAAUCAUACAAGGCUACACUGAAGGAGACUCAAUCGCAAACCGUGACCGAUCCUGGUUCCGUCUCUGCCACGAUCUCCGACAUUUUCGAGCCUUAUGAGUUGCCAUCGGAGCUGGUGGCCCAACUCACCAACCACCUGGCUGUCUCGCCAAUGCUCCCUUCAUUCCUCAUGAACUUCCACCACACCCUCUCCGAACCCUCAGAAUCUCGAGCUGUCAUUUGCGCCCUCACCAUCGCCCUGGGCUACUUCAUCGGUGGAUUUGUACCUCUGGUACCUUACUUCUUCGUCGGUCCCCACGAUGCAUUCGUCGCUUUGCGCUGGUCCAUUGCAACAAUGGUCGUUGCUCUAUUCCUCUUCGGGUACGGUAAGACGUGCUUCGUCAGUGGCUGGAAAGGUCGAAAGAACGUCCGCAAGGGAUUCAUCGGAGGCGUGCAAAUGGUUCUUGUCGGAGGUAUUGCUGCUGGCUCGGCGAUGGGAUUGGUCAAGGCCUUCCAGAUGAUGGCUCAAGGCGAUCACCCCGACCACCCCAAGCAAGAUUGA
Molecule: messenger RNA, 888 nt
Organism: Penicillium maclennaniae
Lineage: Eukaryota; Fungi; Ascomycota; Eurotiomycetes; Eurotiales; Aspergillaceae
Product: VIT1/CCC1 transporter family protein
Exons: 2
Coding region: 1-888 (295 amino acids)
Biological process (GO): intracellular manganese ion homeostasis
Cellular component (GO): fungal-type vacuole membrane
Molecular function (GO): manganese ion transmembrane transporter activity; iron ion transmembrane transporter activity
Source: RefSeq, a predicted model, not a curated record